Molecule: messenger RNA, 2115 nt
Organism: Candidozyma duobushaemuli
Lineage: Eukaryota; Fungi; Ascomycota; Pichiomycetes; Serinales; Metschnikowiaceae
Gene: REP1
Product: Rep1p
Exons: 1
Coding region: 1-2115 (704 amino acids)
Biological process (GO): positive regulation of transcription by RNA polymerase II; meiotic cell cycle
Cellular component (GO): nuclear chromosome
Molecular function (GO): DNA binding; DNA-binding transcription factor activity
Source: RefSeq, a predicted model, not a curated record
AUGGAUGAGCAGAAAGAAAAGAUGGACGAUCUUGCAUCGCUUUUUCUUCCAGAUCUUUUACACCCUCUUUCAUCACUCAACUCAGACGCAUUGGUCAAGCAAGAAGACGACGGUUUUCAUGCUGCCUUGUUUCAGAAUGACCAGCCAAAGAUGUCUUCAUAUCUGUCAAGUAUGAACAUGCAAAUGUCCAAUACUGACCAUGACAAUCUGCUGCUGCUGUUCGAUCCCGAUAGCAUAUACUCAAUGAACAUGGGCACCGGACCUGGCCCAAACCACAUGGGCAACUACACAAAUCAGGGUAAUAAUAUGCGCUUUCUGCCUCAUGUUGCUCCUCAAGAAGAGGGCAUGACGCACACCCUGCAUUACCAAGAUUUUGUCCCAGCAGAGGCAGCUGGAAUCCAGCCUCCAAUGCGGUUCCACCAAAUGCAGAAACAGUAUCUCCCCCAACACAUCAUGCCUUUCCAACAAGCUUGGUCCCCACUGACUGUUAUAGGCCAGUUUGACGGCAUGAACUACUACGGAAGCAUGAGCCCUCAGGGUCCUUACCCUCAAGCAAUGGCUGGUCCAAUGGCAGGUCACAAUGAGAUUGAGGAGACUCUGUUGUUUGGAACAUCAAAGACGGCAACUCCAGAGGUCCCACAAGGGAAUUACGCCUAUGAUCGUUACCCUUCAAAUUCUAGAGGGAAAGCCGGCAUCAAGCGGUCUGAGUCUGAUCAAGACUCAUUGACACUAAACAACGGUAAAGCCAAAAAUUCAAGAAAGAGAGCAAGGUCGCCCAAACGAGAGGAGCCCAAUUCAGGGUUUCAAAAGCAAGCUACGGCAUCAACCAUUAAGGUCGACUAUAAUCCUAACGUUCUCAAAAAGCUUCUAGAUCUUGAGGCCACCAAUGAACACCCACCCAUUCAAAUUUUUGACCAUGCAAAUCAGCCUGUUGAUAUUAAUUUCAGAGGCUUCAUAUCAGGACGAUUUUACACAAACGAUCAAGACAAUUUCAAUCACAUUUCGGCCACGAAAGAGGUACCUCAACUAGAUAAAAGGUAUAAGCCGGAAGUUAUUUCUUGUUACAGGCGAAACUUUAUUCAUAUCAACAUAAAUUUCCAUCGCUCAAGUGAUUACAAUCUCCUAGCUAUUCCUGGUAAAGGCGUGAUCAAUGGUUUUCGAAUUGAUGUGUUGGCCUUUGCUAACGGCGAUGAAUGUAAGAGAAUUCCGGUCAUCAUAAACAGAGAGAAGGAGUCGAUGAAAGACAGAAGCAAAGGCUAUGCAGAUGUCGUUCUUCCCCACCAAAUUGAUACUUCUCACAAAGUGCUGGUGGAAGAAAGUGCCGAAGACAAUUACUUCACCAUUAGAAAAGCUCAAUUCAAAAGUGCAACUGCAAAUAGUAUGAAUGUGAGCUACCAAACAUUCAACAACUUCACGAUCAGACUAAUAGCAGAGCUAGAUAGGGAGGAGGUCAUAGUCAAAGAACUCAGGAGUUCAGCUAUAAUUGUCAGGGGCAGGAACCCUUCAUUUUAUCACAAAAGGGGCGAUGUUCUGAUUGAGAGCAGGCCAGCGGUCUCCAAGUCAAGUUUUGCAAUGUCGGAACAAAUGUUGACAGAGGGUGAAUUCUUGGGACAAGAAUUCAGCUCGACUCUGCAGGAUACUGAUACUCAAACACAGGGCACAGGGGAAGGUCUGCCCGACAAUGCGGGAAGUGAAAGAUUGGAAAUCAAGCUCGAGCCGAAGGAAUCAUCGAUAUCAGGACAUUCAGAAGAGCGCUCUGGUCGUGAGGAAGAUCCAAUAGAAGAGACAUCGCAAACGAAGCCACGCCUGAACAGGCAGACGCCAGUUCCAAGUGGGGCACCUCUGGCCACAAAUCUCAAGGAUUUGCUAGAUUCCAAAUCAUUUGUCGAUGCGGAAGGAAAGCCUACAAAAUACCGAUACUUCCCGAUCCUGAACGUAUAUUACUUACCUCCUAUCAAUGUGGUAUACUUCCCUCAUAGAGCCCAUCAGCUGAAGCAGGAAUCAGGCAGUGAUGCAAAUGCUGAGGAAGGGCAGGGACAACAGUUGAACAUGGCAGAUACGAGCGCAAGGAGAGCCGAUAAAAAGAAACCCACCUCAAAGUUCUAUUUCAAAUAG